AAGGCUGAAGUUUUGUCUCUAUAUUACUUGAUAUUGCUUCACGUUCUGCUUUAGUACAUCUUUUGUUCCUAGAGGUUGGGCUUUAUCGGUGCCUAAUUGGAGGCACGAAGAAACGAACCGCCAUAUGCUCGCAGGGGUACCCUGUACGACUAAUGACUCACGAUAGACAUGACGAUAGAGCUGCCUGUGAAGAGAGGCAAAGUUAUAAUCAAAUAAUAUGGUGUAUAGUACAGGCUAGCCUUAGGUAGCAUAAUAUGCAUAACAGUUGGGCCUUUAAAUUGGAAAGAACAGUCGAGCCACUGGUGGCUCUUUCCUCUUUGGGAAACAAAGUACACUUUCCUACCUACCCUAGCCCCGUUCAAGUUUCUCAACUUUAACCUCAGCCUGUUAUCUACAUCAUUUUUUUCUUUCUCAAGGCAGUCUAUCGCCAUUAACUUUUCCUCCGAUCUCGCAUCCCACACAUCCAAUUCCAUGUCUUCAUUCCAGGAGUUUAUCGAUGAGAUUACAGAGAGGCAACGCCGGCGUGCACAGCGUUUAACGCGGCACGAGGCUUUGGUAUGGAUGAGCGGAUCAAUAACCUGUCGCAGGAGAGAGCUUACGAAAUCUCUUUUCAGCCUUCUCGCCGACCCCGACUUCUCCGAGUUCAGUGACAUGACUAUACUAUGUCGAGACAUAAGAUUCCCAUGCCAUAAAGCUAUCGUUUGUUCUCAAUCGACUACUAUCAGGAAUUCUUACAAAGAGGCUGCUAUGGAUGCGAACACCUGCGCUGUCAAGAUAAAAUGUCACCCGCUCGUUCUCCGCAUGGCUCUCGAGUAUUUAUACACGUGCGACUAUUCUUUCUAUCUAGACUGGGGCUUUCCAACUCGGUUCACUGCUGAAGGACAGACGGUGCCCGGUGACCCCGUUGAUCGACUAGAUUGCUGCGAGUUGUCCCUCCACCUCCAAGUCCAUAUUUUGGCGCAGUGCCUCGGUAUUCAACCAUUGAUGUAUCUAUCAGCGUACAAGAUUGUCCGAGUUCUAUCGAGAACGUCUUUCCCGACUGUGUUCCCACGAUUUGUGCGCGAGGUUUACAAAACAUUUCCCAGGAAGAAUUUUCUUGUGAAAAGACUAGUCGUUGACCAUGCGGUAAAAGUCAUUUACGAACGUCGAGCCCGGAACCACUUCGAUGGGCGAUUUCCAAAGUUUUUAUUUGGAGAGCUUGAAGAGUUCAGGUUGGAUUUGGCUGCGAGCCGGACUGAUUUUCCCAGCCCUUUGCAUAGAUAUGCUGAUUGCGGCCGCAUAGCCAGUCAGCUAUGGUGUUGUUGACCUGGAUAGACCAAUUAAAUGGUUGUAUGCUCAGGCCUUUGGCUCCUGGUAUAAAAUAGAUAGCUGCGGCUAAGAACUGUGUUUGGGAACUCGAUGUAUUGUUUAGGCUGUUGUUAGCUUUAGCGCUACCUGCCACCGUAAAAAAAAGCUUAAGAGGUGGCAAUCCCCCUUUACCAUUAGUUC
This is a messenger RNA of Aspergillus versicolor CBS 583.65, 1488 nucleotides long. Its product is annotated as BTB/POZ domain-containing protein. Bases 472 to 1305 code for a protein of 277 amino acids. NCBI's taxonomy places the organism in Eukaryota, Fungi, Ascomycota, Eurotiomycetes, Eurotiales, Aspergillaceae. The record is from RefSeq and is a predicted model, not a curated record. The transcript is spliced from 4 exons. Gene Ontology annotation, molecular function: protein binding.